AUGGAAAAUAAUGAUAUACCGUAUCAGUUGAAUACUAACAACAAAUUUGAAAAAAUUUCAAAUACUUUUUCAUCAAUUAAAAAUGGUCAAAAUUUAUCAAAUCAAUUUACAAUUUUAAUUACAACAUUACCUUUAUUAAUAGCUUAUCCAAUUGUAUUUUUAUCAUAUGAACUUAUAAUAAAUAAUUCAGCGUUACAAACAAAUUCGUCUGAUCAUCAAUCAAACAUUAACAAUGAAAAUUACUAUACCCUUACAUACCAAUUAUUUAUAAAUUCAUUAGUUGCAUUCAUACUAAGUUCAUUCACCGUACUAUGCAUAUACAUUGCACAAUUCAUUAAAUUAAUACCGUCUCAAUCUACAAAUACUGAAAUUGACAUUUCAGAAUCAAGAAAACACACUAUAAAAUUAUUAAUUGCAACUUUUUUAAUAUAUCUACCUAUAACUUUUAUUGAAUUUGAUAAAGUUAAUUCAUUACUUUUUGGAUUAUUUAUUAAUUAUAGAAAUUAUUAUACUCCUGUCAUCAUUAUUUCAGAUUUAAUAAAAUCAUUGUCAAUCAUAAAAUUGGUUGGAUAUGUUUUAUUAUUUUCUGGAUUUUAUACAUUAACUAGGGUCAACUUCAAAUUAAAAUUGGAUAAAAUAAUCAUAUCAGUUCUAACAAUGUCGUCCUUAAUUUUGAUUUUAUUUUUUUACCAGAUUUUCAACUUCAGUAUGAUUGGAGUUCACUUAAUUACAUUCAUUAUCAGUAUAAUUACAUUUCAAGAAUUUUCAAAUCAUAGUAACAAGAUACAUUUUAUAUUUUUAUCAGUCAUUAAUUCCAUACUACGCUACGUUGUUCUACAAAAAUUAGAUUUUUAUACAAUUCUAAACAUUGUAUUAUCUAUAUUAAUAAUUCCGGGUUCAAGUUAUAAUUUUUAUCAAUUAAAUCAAAAAUAUACCACAUCAACAACAAACACAACAUCAACUACAACAACAACGACUUCAAAUACUUCUACAAUAUUAGGGGAAGUACUAAAACAUCAAGAUACAAAAGCAAUUUUUAAUUUCUUAUUACUUAAUGCAAGUUUUAUGAUAAUUCAAUUUCUUUAUUCAUUUAGAUCAAAAUCAUUAGGUUUAUUAUCAGAUUCAUUACAUAUGUUAUUAGAUUGUAUAUCAUUAGCAUUAGGUUUAAUAGCUGGAGUAUUAUCCAAAAUGAAAGUCAACAAGAAUGGAAAAUAUCCAUUUGGUUGGUCAAAUUUAGAAAAUUUAGCUGGUUUUACUAAUGCAACUUUAUUAAUGGGUAUAAGUGGUUCAAUAUUAUUUGAAGCUAUUGGUAGAUUAUUUAAUCCUAUACAUUUACAAAAGACUAAUGAAUUAAUGGUUGUUUCUAUAUUAGGAUUAUUAGUUAAUCUUGUUGGUGUAUUUGCUUUUAAUCAUGGACAUUCUCAUGGACAUGGACAUGGACAUAGUCAUAAUCAUAGUCAUUCACAUACUUUAGAUACACACUCACAUAGUCAUGAUCAUUCACAUAAUCAUACUCAUUCAUCACAUCAAGCCGAAUUGAAUGAACCGAAUGAAGACGACAAACAAAAAAUAAAUGAUAAUAUGAGAGGAAUCUUUUUACAUAUAUUAGCUGAUGCAUUAGGUUCAGUAGGUGUAGUAAUAUCAACAUUAUUAACAAAAAUUUUUAAUUGGCAAGGAUUUGAUCCAAUAGCAUCAUUAAUUAUAGCAAUAUUAAUUUUUUUAUCCUCAAUUCCAUUAAUGAAAUCAACAUCAUCAACAUUAUUAUUAAAUUUAUCUCACACCCAAGAAUCAAAAAUAAGAUUAAAAUUAAAUGAAAUUUCAAGUAUAAAAGGUAUAAAAUCAAUAACUACACCAAGAUUUUGGCCUAAAAACGGGAAUGAAUCUCAAAAAUUAUGUGGUUAUUUACAUGUACAAAUUUAUAGAGGUGAAAAUUCUUCUUAUUUAAAAAAACAAAUUGAAAAAAUUUUUAAAUUAGAAGAUUGUUUUGAUGAUGAUAUUCUAAUUCAAAUUGAAAAUGAUUAUGAUGAUUGUUGGUGUAGAAAAAAGCAAAUAUAA
This is a messenger RNA of Lodderomyces pseudojiufengensis, 2055 nucleotides long. Its product is annotated as metal cation transporter. Lineage: Eukaryota; Fungi; Ascomycota; Pichiomycetes; Serinales; Debaryomycetaceae. Gene Ontology annotation, biological process: transmembrane transport; intracellular zinc ion homeostasis; zinc ion transport. The record is from RefSeq and is a predicted model, not a curated record. Gene Ontology annotation, molecular function: zinc ion transmembrane transporter activity. Gene Ontology annotation, cellular component: membrane; Golgi apparatus. Bases 1 to 2055 code for a protein of 684 amino acids. The transcript has a single exon.